AUGCAAGAACUUUCUAGGAGAGAUAAUAAUAAUAAUAUGUAUCAAUAAAAUAAUCAGGCUCAGUACCAGUAAUAUAGAGAGCCACUUCACAAUUAAGACCAUCAUUACUAAAGAAAGCAUUCUUAUUCUUCUUCAGAUAGCUCUCAUCAUCACUUCCACGAGGGGAUGUCAGAUGAAGACAGAAUAGGAUUCAUCAGAAAAGUAUACGGUAUCUUGUCAGCCUAACUUUCUCUCACCGCUUUCAUGUGUUUGAUUCCAUAUCUAAGUGAUUCCGUUAGAGCUAUCAUGGUUUCCUAAUUCUGGUUGGUGAUACUUUCAAUGGUUAUGGCUAUUGUGCUCGUUUGUACUUUGUUCUGCGUCCCGUCUCUUGCCAGGAAAGUGCCUACCAACUACUAUCUAAUGUUUGCGUUCACUAUAUGUGAAUCCUAUUCAAUUGCAUUCGUGUGCGCUGCUGUUAAUGAUGCAAAGACAGUUCUUGCUGCAGCUGCCAUUACUGCUGCUAUUGUUGUUUCACUCACUAUUUACGCCCUGACAACAAAGAAAGAUUUCACAGUCAUGGGUGGAAUGAUCUUUGUAUUUUCUGCUUGUCUACUAAUGUUUGGAGUAUUCACCAUGUUUUGGGGGUACUACGCCAGAGUUGUCUAUUGCUGCCUUGGCCUUAUUCUAUUUGGAUUGUACUUGAUAAUCGAUACCUAAAUGAUUUGUGGUGGAAAGAGAUAUUCAGUCAGUAAGGAAGAUUAUAUUUAUGGAGCAAUUAUUCUUUACCUUGACAUUCUGAACAUAUUCCUCUUUGUACUUCAAUUACUUUCAAGCAAAAAUGACUGA
Molecule: messenger RNA, 825 nt
Organism: Stylonychia lemnae
Lineage: Eukaryota; Ciliophora; Spirotrichea; Sporadotrichida; Oxytrichidae
Source: the annotation of a GenBank genome assembly